Messenger RNA from Sphaeramia orbicularis (orbiculate cardinalfish), 1446 nucleotides. It is a transcript of the gene slc35b4, whose product is annotated as solute carrier family 35 member B4. Gene Ontology annotation, biological process: UDP-N-acetylglucosamine transmembrane transport. Gene Ontology annotation, cellular component: endoplasmic reticulum membrane; Golgi membrane. Gene Ontology annotation, molecular function: UDP-N-acetylglucosamine transmembrane transporter activity; UDP-xylose transmembrane transporter activity. The coding region runs from base 203 to 1204 and encodes 333 amino acids. The record is from RefSeq and is a predicted model, not a curated record. The transcript is spliced from 10 exons. NCBI's taxonomy places the organism in Eukaryota, Metazoa, Chordata, Actinopteri, Kurtiformes, Apogonidae.
AUUUCAUUAAGGGACUACAACUCCCAUGAAGAGGCAACGCGGAAGAGUGGAUCUCUGAUUCAGACGUGUUCAACUGAAUCAGGAGUUUGUGUAGAAGCCGGGGUCCUUUUAAAAACAAAAAAAUUGCCGCUUAUUUGUAACGAUGCACAGAUCAAGACUCCCCCUAACUAAGUGACACAUUUUAUCUGUGCUGUGAAACAAAAUGGGGCCAGUUUUCGCCACAGUUCUUGUUUUUGUCGGAUGCUGUAGUAAUGUGGUGUCUCUGGAGCUGCUUGUAAGGGAGUUUCCAGGAUGUGGCAACAUAGUCACUUUUGCGCAGUUUUUGUUCAUUGCUUUGGAGGGUUUCAUCUUCGAGGCCAACUUUGGGAGGAAGAAACCAGCCAUCCCUAUUAGCAACUACGUGAUCAUGGUGACCAUGUUCUUUACCGUCAGCGUGAUCAACAACUAUGCUCUGAACUUCAACAUUGCUAUGCCAUUACACAUGAUCUUCAGAUCAGGAUCACUAAUUGCCAACAUGAUCCUGGGGAUAAUCAUCCUGAAGAAAAGAUAUUCAGCCAGUAAAUACCUGUCUAUAGCAUUAGUGUCUGCUGGGAUCUUCAUAUGCACCAUUAUGUCUGCCAAACAAGUGAAUGUGGCCAAUGAGGGUUCAGAGGAACAAGGAUUUUAUGCCUUUAUGCACUGGCUGAUUGGUAUUGCCAUGCUGACAUUUGCUCUGCUGAUGUCUGCAAGGAUGGGCAUAUUCCAGGAAACUCUGUACAAACAGUAUGGAAAACACUCCAAAGAGGCUCUUUUUUACAAUCACUGCCUGCCUCUUCCCGGUUUCCUGAUUCUGUCCACAAACAUCUACAAACACUGUGUUCACUUCAGCCAGAGCACUCCCGUCAUGGUUCCUGUGGUUGGACUGACUGUGCCAAUAAUGUGGAUCUACCUGUUCAUUAAUGUCAUCACACAGUACGUGUGCAUCCGUGGAGUUUUCAUCCUCACCACGGAGUGCACAUCCCUCACCGUCACUCUGGUGGUGACCCUCAGAAAGUUCUUGAGCCUCAUCUUCUCCAUCCUCUAUUUCCAGAACCCGUUUACCACCUGGCACUGGGUGGGCACGGCUGUGGUCUUCCUGGGCACGCUGCUGUACACUGAGGUGUGGAGCAGCGUCCAGGCGGCGCUCGGCCGGCCGGGCAUCAAAGAGCAGAAGAAGCUUGAGUGAGGAAAGACUGCAACGGAUUGAUCUAUGGACUCGGAAAUUACUUUUGGUUUUAUAUUCUGCAGUAGUUUUCUACAGUCAUGUCUUUUUGGUUAAAAACUGUAGACAAUCAUUCACACACGCAGCAGUAGAGCUGAGUAUUGUUAAAAAAAUAACACCCUGGCUUUGAUACGGUUCCUAAAUAAUACAUCUUUUACCUUAAAGGGGUUCUAUGUAGUAUUGCAGUGUGAAAUUGUGUACCAGAA